This is a messenger RNA of Elephantulus edwardii (Cape elephant shrew), 1390 nucleotides long. RefSeq names its product potassium intermediate/small conductance calcium-activated channel, subfamily N, member 4 (gene KCNN4). The record is from RefSeq and is a predicted model, not a curated record. The coding region runs from base 103 to 1386 and encodes 427 amino acids. Gene Ontology annotation, cellular component: neuron projection; neuronal cell body; plasma membrane. Gene Ontology annotation, biological process: potassium ion transmembrane transport. Gene Ontology annotation, molecular function: calmodulin binding; small conductance calcium-activated potassium channel activity; intermediate conductance calcium-activated potassium channel activity. The transcript has 8 exons. Lineage: Eukaryota; Metazoa; Chordata; Mammalia; Macroscelidea; Macroscelididae.
CAGCAGGCAGACGACCUGCGGGCCACAGUGGCUGCGCUCUGUGUGCUGCGAGGUGGGGGACCCUGGGGGGGGCACUGGCUGAGCCCCAAGACCCCAGGGGCCAUGGGGGGGGAGCUGGUGCCGGGCCUGGGGGCCCUACGGCGGCGAAAGCGGCUCCUGGAGGAGGAGAAGUGGCUGGCGGGCUGGGCGCUGGUGCUGGCGGGAAUUGGCAUCGGUCUCAUGGUGUUGCACGCCGAGAUGCUGUGGUUCGGGGGCUGCCCGUGGGCGCUCUACCUGUUCCUGGUUAAAUGCAUGAUCAGCAUCUCCACUUUCUUGCUCCUUUGCCUCAUCAUCGCCUUUCACGCCAAGGAGAUCCAGCUGUUCAUGACGGACAACGCGCUCCGGGACUGGCGCGUGGCGCUGACCCGGCGGCAGGCGGCGCAGAUCGUGCUGGAGCUGGUGGUGUGCGGGCUGCACCCGGCGCCGGUGCGGGGCCCGCCGUGCGCGCAGAGCGUGGGCGCGCUGCCCGGGGCCCAGCAGCCCUGGCCCGGCUUCCUGGGCCAGGAGGAGGCGCUGCUGUCGCUGGCCAUGCUGCUGCGCCUCUACCUCGUGCCCCGCGCCGUGCUGCUGCGCAGCGGCGUUCUGCUCAAUGCGUCCUACCGCAGCAUCGGCGCGCUCAACCAGGUCCGCUUCCGCCACUGGUUCGUGGCCAAGCUGUACAUGAACACGCACCCGGGCCGCCUGCUCCUCGGUCUCACGCUUGGCCUCUGGCUCACCACCGCCUGGGUGCUGUCAGUGGCGGAGAGGCAGGCCGUUAAUGCCACUGGUCACCUUCUGGACACGCUGUGGCUGAUCCCCAUCACAUUUCUGACCAUUGGGUACGGGGACGUUGUGCCGGCCACCAUGUGGGGCAAGAUCGUCUGCCUCUGCACUGGGGUCAUGGGGGUCUGCUGCACAGCCCUGCUGGUGGCUGUGGUGGCCCGAAAGCUGGAGUUCAACAAAGCGGAGAAGCAUGUACACAACUUCAUGAUGGACAUCCAGUACUCCAAAGAGAUGAGGGAGUCAGCCGCCCGAGUGCUGCAGGAGGCCUGGAUGUUCUACAAACACGCGCGCAGGAAGGACUCCGGAGGUACCCGACGGCAUCAGCGCAAGCUGCUGGCUGCCAUCCACACGUUUCGCCAAGUGCGGCUGAAGCACCGGAAACUGCAGGAGCAGGUGAACUCCAUGGUGGACAUUUCCAAGAUGCACAUGAUCCUGUGUGACCUGCAGGUCGGGUUGAGCACCUCGCACCGGGCCCUGGAGAAGCGCAUCGAGGCGCUGGCUGGAAAGCUGGACACUCUGACUGAACUGCUCAGCGCUGCCCUGGGGCCACGGCAGCUUCCAGAAUCCAGCCAGGAGGCCACGUAGCUGG